Molecule: messenger RNA, 1860 nt
Organism: Salvelinus sp. IW2-2015
Lineage: Eukaryota; Metazoa; Chordata; Actinopteri; Salmoniformes; Salmonidae
Gene: birc7
Product: baculoviral IAP repeat containing 7
Biological process (GO): regulation of cell cycle; negative regulation of apoptotic process; positive regulation of protein ubiquitination
Cellular component (GO): cytoplasm; nucleus
Molecular function (GO): ubiquitin protein ligase activity; cysteine-type endopeptidase inhibitor activity involved in apoptotic process
Source: RefSeq, a predicted model, not a curated record
GACAGAGGCCUCUAUUGACCAAAAGGCCAAUAUAGCAUGGGCAGCGCCAUAGAGAGCUUCCGAAAUGUUAAAGUGGUCAAACUAGUUAACUGGAUGGGGAUUCCUAUGGGUUGUAGCCUCAAUGGCGCUACCUAUGCUGUCACAGAUAUUAUAAUGGCACAGAUAUAAAGAUGGUUCGUCUAUCUAUCUCUAUGUUUUGACCGCAUGGGACUGCCUUCUGGCAUCUAGUGAGCGAGUUCUGGAACGCUGCCUGAUGUGGGCUACUGCGCAAGCCGUGCUUACAACUGUAGGGAAUAUAUGUCCAGCACUGCGCGCUCCGCGCUCCCACCUGCACAGUCCACUAUGGAACGGAAAAGGGAUGACUGCCACAGGACCGAAGGAAAAAGAAGAGACCACAACCCCCACCAGCAUGACGGAUGACAGGAGCGAGAUGAUGUAUAUUCUGGAGACGCCCCAGAUGCGAGGCGAGGAGGAGAGGCUUCGAACUUUUGAAAACUGGCCGGGCGAUGCACCGGUCACCGCGACCAACCUAGCCAGAGCGGGCUUCUUUUUUCUGGGGCCCGAUGAUAAGGUCAAGUGCUUCUGUUGUGGAGGGAUCCUGAGGUAUUGGGUCCAUGGGGACAGUCCGAUCGUCGAACACAAGAGGCACUUCCCCACUUGUAGUUUGGUAAUGGGUAGAGCCGUUGGGAAUAUCCCACUGUAUGUCGUUCCCGGGUCCCCUUCGGACUCCGUGGACGGUCAGCUGUUGAGCCAGCUCCAGAGGAUGACUGUGGACGACCAGGGGGCGGCCGGGCAGGCUGUUUACCCCGAGAUGGAGUCAGAGGAAUCCCGUCUCACCACCUUCCACAAUUGGCCCACCGGUGCUGCGGUCCAGCCCGAUGUUCUGUCGAGGGCAGGAUUCUUCUACACAGGACACGGUGACAACGUGAAAUGUUUCUACUGUGAUGGAGGGCUGAGGAACUGGGAACCUGGAGAUGACCCCUGGCAGGAGCACGCCAAGUGGUUCCCACGAUGUGACUUCCUGAUCCAGACGAGAGGGCGGGACUACGUCAGCAACAUCCAGGAUACUCACUUCAAUAUAGAGACUGUGGGUGCAUCACAGACUCCGGUGUCCAGAGAAAUCAACUCAGAGAAUGAUGUGGUGGGUGGUCUGGGCGUGCCCUCGGCCAUGUUGUCUCCUGUGGUCCAGACCGUGCUCCAGAUGGGGUUUGAGGCUGGCCUGGUGGAGAGUCUGGUCCAGACCAAGUACCUGCUGAACGGCCAGCACUACACCUCCGUGUCUGGCCUGGUCACUGACAUACUGGCAGCUGAGGAGGAGGACCGGACCAGGAGACCGCAGAGCAGAGGUCAGGGGCCGGUGGAGAGGCAGGGGCUCAGUGCAGGAGGGGUCAGGACACAGACACCCAUCAGAGAAAAAGCAGUGGGCGACACCACCCCUGAUGAGCUCCUGCGUCAGCUGCAGGAGGAGCGGACAUGUAAGGUGUGUAUGGACAAGCGGGUUUCCAUUGUCUUCAUUCCCUGUGGUCACCUGGUGGUGUGUAGCGACUGUGCUGCCAGCCUGCGUCACUGCCCCAUCUGCAGAGCCACCAUCAGAGGCAGCGUCCGAGCAUUCAUGUCCUGAAAGACUCACUCAAGCUUUUGUAUACCUUCGACAAAUGAAGAAAGAUUCUAGAACCCCUUGGAGCAGCUCACAUUAUUUUAUAGGUGCUGUGCGAACGUUCUGAAAAUGUUCCCUGGAUGUUGGAUGCCAGAUCUGACCCACGUUAAAAACGCUCUGUUGAUUUGCCCUGCUUAAAAUACCCUCAAAUGAAAAUGGCCUCGUUUAUAUAUUUAUAUACAACAAUAAACACAUAUGCAAUA